AUGCCUAACCUGAGGCAUCAGGAGCUUGCCGAGUCUGACAUCAAGCUUUACGUUGAGGAUAAGCUCGUCAAGAACUUAGCCUCUAAAGAUUCUCAACGGCCCGCCACUCUAGCGUCGGAAGAGAUGUGUGAAUUAGUCGAAAUGGUCGUGAACAAGGCGGAAGGUGUUUUCUUAUGGGUUCGCCUGGCUAUUGAAUCCCUGCUUCGAGGCAGUCGGAAGGACGACGACUGGGGACUUUAUGUCAACGUAUCGAGCAAUUGCCAGAAGCGAUUUCCAAUCUCUAUGAACACAUGUGGAAGCGAAUGGCACUCGACCAAGCUUUCUACGCAAAGGAAGCUGCAGCCUAUUUUCAAUAUAUCCGGCGAUUUGGCCGUUGUUCCUUGA
This is a messenger RNA of Cladophialophora bantiana CBS 173.52, 384 nucleotides long. RefSeq lists its product as uncharacterized. The transcript has a single exon. Lineage: Eukaryota; Fungi; Ascomycota; Eurotiomycetes; Chaetothyriales; Herpotrichiellaceae. The record is from RefSeq and is a predicted model, not a curated record. The coding region runs from base 1 to 384 and encodes 127 amino acids.